This is a messenger RNA of Lindgomyces ingoldianus, 3482 nucleotides long. RefSeq lists its product as uncharacterized. The record is from RefSeq and is a predicted model, not a curated record. The transcript has 2 exons. NCBI's taxonomy places the organism in Eukaryota, Fungi, Ascomycota, Dothideomycetes, Pleosporales, Lindgomycetaceae. The coding region runs from base 210 to 3233 and encodes 1007 amino acids.
CUCUUUUCUUGCAUAAGAGCAGGUUAACGGUAUCGUGGAAAGAGUGUUGUGUUUCAGCAUAUUUUUAUCAUGUCCGAUUGCUUCCAUGAGCCUUACUUCCACCUACCCUCUCGCCAUAGUCGAGCAUGAAUUCCGCCUGUUAGCAGUAGGCAGCCUUGCGGUCUAUCGACCCUUUAGAUCGUCACCCAUAAGUUUUCGUCGCUCACGAUAUGGCUGAAGCUCUCAUAGCAGUAGGCCUUGCCGGGAACAUAGUUCAAUUCAUUAGCUUUUGGGGUACCUUGAUGUCCAAGAGUGAAGAAAUCUACAAAUCAACUAAUGGGGCACUGGUGGAGCAUUUGGAGCUCGAAGCCAUAACAACCCAUCUAGAUAGAUUGGUCACGGCUAUGGCGAUGAGAACAGGGCCCCCAGCGGAGACUGAGAGCGAAAAGCAACUUCAGGACUUAUGUCGUCAAUGUAGGGACAGAGCAGAGGAACUGCUUCGAGCAGUGACAAAACUCAAAGUUAACGGGAAAAGUAAAAAGUGGAGGAGUUUUCGUCAGGCCCUCAAUAGCGUUUGGAGUUCCGACCGGAUCAACUUCCUGUCUGCAAGGUUGGAGGCUUUUAGACGACAAGUUGACACUACACUUCUUGUAGUCCUUAGAGAGCAGAGCGCCCGAGCAAACCGUGACCAAGCUCAAAAGUUAGAAAGCAUCAAUGACACCCUCAUCAAUAUAGGGUUAUCUACGAAGCAGUGGCAAAAAGACCUGGUUGAAACAUUACACCGCGAAAAUUGGCAACCAGAGAAUCCUAGAGACAUUGAGGCGUUUUCAACAGAGCUGUCCAGUGCUGCAAAAGCUCAACUAGAAGACAGAGCUACUUCUAACAUUAUGCACCUGCUUGACUUCUACGAAAGACCGGACAGAUUCGAGAGGAUCAAAGAGGCUCAUACCAAAACGUUCGAGUGGAUCUUCCGGAGAGGAAGCGUACUUCAAGAGGCUGAACAACCUGCUCUCGGGCAGAUAUCUACACUACCGAGCCAAAAGACAUACUGGCAUAGCUUCGCUGACUGGUUAGAAAGUGAUGGAAGCAUAUACUGGAUCACUGGAAAACCUGGCUCUGGUAAAUCAACUUUGAUGAAAUUCAUCCAGAAUGAUUCGAGAACCGUGGCGCAUCUCCAGGGCUGGAUAUCUGGAUAUGAACUAAUCCAAGCCGGAUGGUUUUUCUGGAACUCUGGCACUGCAAUCCAGAUGUCUCGAAUGGGGCUUCUGCAAGCCCUUCUUUACCAAUUACUUGAGAAACAUCCAGAAUUAAUAGCGCAAAUAUUUCCACGUCGAUGGAAAUCUCAUGAGCUUUUUGGUACAGACCUUCGCCCCUUGACGUGGCUAGAACUCGUCGAUGGACUCAAAAAAAUUAUUCUUCAAACUCAGUUCCGAUAUUUCUUCGUCAUCGACGGUCUUGAUGAAUUUGAUGGCGACACUUCCGAGCUUCUAGAGUUGUUGAUGAAAAUAGCCGCGUCUCCUAACGUUAAGGUCUGCGUAGCUAGUCGCCCGUGGCUGAUUUUUGAGGAAGCUCUUAAAGGUCAGCCAAUGCUACAACUACAAUAUCUGACUACUGGAGACAUCGAAUUAUAUGCAUCGCAAAAACUUCUCAACAAUUCCAUGUUCGCGGCCUGGCAAACGCAAAACCAUGGGGAAGCCUUUAUGAUUUUCCAAACGAUCAAAUGCAAGGCUGCAGGGGUCUUCUUAUGGGUCUAUCUUGUCGUGUCAUCGCUCUUAGAGGGGUUACGGGAUGGCGAUAGGCCAAGCGACUUGAGAAAACGGGUGGAAGAGCUCCCCUCUGACCUAGAGGAAUUAUUCAAAAAGAUCCUGAGUAACCUUGAGCCAAGGCACUUCGACCAAGCCUCCCAACUUCUACAGAUUGUCGAAGCGGCUUUGGCGCCAUUGUCACUUUUAUCUCUGUAUUUUGCAGAAGAAGGCUUCGACAUGUCUCUCACCUCAGAAGUAAGGCCUCUAACUACUGAUGAAAUCAGUUCUAAGGUUGAAAUCAUGAGACGACGGAUUCUCAGUCGUUGUAAAGGUCUCCUUGAACCACGCUAUAUUCGAUCGGAAUCCAGUAUACAGUCACAGGAGAAUGACAAAGAAGGGGGUGAGGUGUCAUAUUUGCAUAGAACAGUCAAGGAUUUCCUCCAAAGUCAAGAGAUAUGGGACUACAUUGUGGCUGGGACUGGCAGUUCUUUUGAUCCGAAUCGUUCACUUUGUGGUGCAUGUGUCUUCCGCCUGAAGACCAUGGCGCCUGGUGAAGAUAUGAUCAGGCGCAUAUGGAGAAUUAUGCCUUUGUGCAUGAAAUAUGCGAAGGCGUUAGAGGAGAGUUCGGGCGAACCACAGGUACUUUUCCUUCAUGAACUUGACAGGUUGGCAUCUUGGUUUUUAGACGGGCCAGAAGAAAUACACGUACCCCAAGGGAACACGCUCGUUAUGUCGCCAGUGAAAGAUUCAACGCACUGGACAGAACUUGCGCCGGUACUCGUGGGCGAUGUCCAACUUGGACAAUCUUCGAGAUCUAUCUUGGAGUACGCUCUUGGUUUUAAACUCUAUCUUUACGUGGACUGGAGAUUGAGCCACGAUAUCCCGGUUACUUAUGAUUUAUGCGGACGAUCCUUCCUUUCCGGCGCGAUCGAGGGGAGAGAUCUUCCCCUAGUCGAGUUGCUGCUGAAGCAUAAAGCGGACCCAAACCGACCAGAGCCAACAGCUCCUAAUCUAUCGCCGUGGUACUGCGCAAUAAUGAUGCCAGAGUGGGACCGGUGCUGGAGAAGCGAUUCCUGGCUAUUGCCAAGUGAGGCUGUUGGACCAGCGCGCGAAGCCGCGCUAGACAAAAUAGCACGGAUUGUCGAGCUCCUUCUCUUGAAUGGCGCCGAUCCUUGGAUUACACUCCCGGCUAAGUUCAGGGAAUGUGACCAUUGUCUGCAAGUCACCUCAAGAGCGCAGCCAUUCAAUGCAGACCAGUUGGUUCGGCAAAUUUUCUCUCAGUGGAGUAAUGAGUGGACAAACCAUCUUCUCAAAUUACUUGAGGAUAAACGACGAUCUAGCCCAGGACGAUCAGCCUUAGACGUACCCAAAGAAUUCAUCUGUCUCGAAUGUCAGCGUCGGAUGUACCAACAAGUAAAAAGCCAAGAUACGGCAUUCCAAGUCUCCACUAGAAGGAGAUCACGGCUUUACAAAUGGAUGAAAGAUGUUUUCUCGUCCCCAACUAAGUAGCGACUUAUGAGAUGACCUUUCCUGGAUCGCAACAGUGGUCAGGACAGCAAUCAAGGUUACGUUGGCCUCCAGGAUGCGAGGCAUGGCCCGCGAGAAGGAGAUCCAGAGGGAAAAAGAGUAAAUAGAGAGUGGAGUUGGUCACGUUAGCGGUAAAGUUUUGGGAGUGCUCAGCUCGGAGAUUAGAACAAGACACGGAAGCCUUCCCCCACCACCAGAGCUUCCGGCCCACUUGCAAUUCACACGACAUCG